Messenger RNA from Belonocnema kinseyi, 381 nucleotides. RefSeq lists its product as uncharacterized. Lineage: Eukaryota; Metazoa; Arthropoda; Insecta; Hymenoptera; Cynipidae. The coding region runs from base 1 to 381 and encodes 126 amino acids. The record is from RefSeq and is a predicted model, not a curated record. The transcript has a single exon.
AUGCCUAACAUCCGAGGUCCCAGAGCGAGUGAGCGGAAAACGCUGAUGAGUGUGGCUCACUCGAUACUUCUAUAUGGAGCGGAGAUUUGGGUUGACGCACUCAAUGUCCCAAAAUACCAAAACCGAAUGGUCUUGGUUCAGAGACGAUGCGCCAUGCGUGUAGCGAGUUCCUAUCGAACAGUCUCUGCACUGGCAGUAAUGGUUGUAGCGGGAGUAAUCCCUAUUGCUCUUCUUGCUAAGGAGAGAAAAAGAAUCUACAAUAGGUGCCAAUCGGAGGAUGAUCGUUCACAAAUUAAAACUGAGCGCAGCUCCGGAUUUACCAUGGGGCACAGUAAGGCUAGUGCCCCAGACCCCAGGGGGCCCCUAAGCCCAGAAAAUUAA